Messenger RNA from Vigna angularis (adzuki bean), 1332 nucleotides. RefSeq names its product phosphoglycerate mutase-like protein AT74. The record is from RefSeq and is a predicted model, not a curated record. Lineage: Eukaryota; Viridiplantae; Streptophyta; Magnoliopsida; Fabales; Fabaceae. The transcript is spliced from 2 exons. Gene Ontology annotation, molecular function: phosphatase activity. Bases 184 to 1059 code for a protein of 291 amino acids.
UGUGAUAGAGAGCCCACGCUGAAAGAAGUGGUGAUUGAAAUGCAGGGAAGUAUUUUGGUUGCAAAAAGAAUAGAAGAACAAAAGUAGUUGAGGAGAAUUGAAUGGUAACACAAUGAAACAUUAUUUGGGGAUUAGCCAGUGAAAGUUAGGGAAAAGCAACAAAACAAAAGCAGUGUGGGGGAAAUGAGGGAGAGGGAUGGUCACAGAGCAGUGUUACCGAAGAGAAUAAUUCUGGUGCGCCACGGGGAGUCGCAGGGGAACAACGACCCCGCCGCAUACGACACAACGCCCGACCCUAAGAUCCAGUUGACAACGCAAGGCAUUGCACAGGCGCGACACGCCGGGGCGCGCAUGCGCCACCUCAUCGCUGGCGGAGGCUCCACCAAUUGGCGCGUCUACUUCUACGUCUCUCCCUACGCCCGCACCCGAUCCACGCUCCGGGAGAUUGGUCGCUCCUUCUCUAGGAAGCGCGUCAUCGGAGUCAGGGAAGAGUGCCGCAUACGCGAACAGGACUUCGGCAACUUCCAGGUGCAGGAACACAUGAACGUCAUCAAGGAGACUCGACAACGCUUCGGCAGAUUCUUCUAUCGGUUUCCAGAAGGAGAAUCCGCCGCCGACGUCUUCGAUCGCGUUUCCAGUUUCCUCGAAUCUCUGUGGAGGGAUGUUGACAUGAACAGACUUAACCACGAUCCUUCUGAUGAUCUGAAUUUGAUAAUUGUGUCACAUGGACUGGCAUCUCGUGUUUUCAUGAUGAAGUGGUUCAAGUGGACAGUUGAACAGUUUGAGCUUCUGAGAAAUUUUGAAAACGGUGAGUUCCGCGUGUUACAGUUGGGGAGUGGUGGAGAGUACAGUUUGGCAGUUCAUCACGCAGACGAAGAACUGCUUGAGUGGGGUCUCUCUCCUGAUAUGAUAGCUGAUCAGAAAUGGCGAGCCUGUGCCAACAAGGGUGAGUGGAACGAUCGAUGUUCCUGGUACCUUGAUUCUUUUUUCGAUCCUCUUCCUGAUUCUGAUGAUGACAAUGUGGAUAAACUUGACGAGACAAAUUCUGACUGUGCAUAGCUAGCUUCUGGGUUGGGUUUCGUAGUUAACAUUUAUUGGACAGUAGGUUGUUCUUUGUUUGAAGAAAGAAAAUUUCAUUUCCAAAACAGAGGGAAGUUAAGAAGGGAAAGGACAAGGUGAUUAACGGUUGUUCCUUCUUAGUUAGCUGCCCUAAUCAUUCAUUCAUCAUCAUAAGCUUGGCAUUCAAUUGUAAGGAAUGGUUGUUUUGUGAAUGCAUAAUGAAUGGUUGUUUUGUGAAUGCAUAAUGAAUGGUUGCUUUGUGAAUGCAUAAUG